GUGAAUACAUUUGAUCCUGCAAAUUUUGAAUGUGUGUGUGCUCUUUGUUGACAAGAAGAAAUGAAGCAACUUAUUGUAGCUUUAGCUCUUGUAACACUUGCCUUUGCUCAAGACUGUUCUCUACCAACCAUAGCUCAGUUAGAGUCUGUAUUGCCUCCUUUACUAGUCAUUUCUGAUGGUAGCCAGGUGUACUCUCCUAAUGUAACUGAAGGAUCAGUUCAAUAUGUCUGUCUAGCUCAAGGGGACAUGAUUGAUACUUAUAAAGCCAUAGCUCUUAUAGCUACAUUCACUCCUAACCCAGGAGAACCUGAACGAACUAGGAUAUUUGAUAUUGAGUGUAACAGUGGUACAUGGAGUGGAAGGACUGGUAGUUUAGAUCCUCCUCCUGCCAGUGUUGUUGGUGUUCCUCCAAAAACCAAUUGUUAUCGGUGUAGGGAAGGUUUUGGAGGUGAUACUAGAUGUAGAGCUUGUGACAGUGCUUGUAAUUCUGGACUGAGGAGGUGUACUGGAUCAGGCUCUGGUGAUUGUUGUUUAUCAUUUACUGAUAGUGGUCAGUGUGAUGAUAGCACUGACUGUACAUCAUCAGGUCCUAACUAUGUUGCUACUCCGAGUAAUAACUUCACUUGCACUUGCAACUUAACAUGCUCUGCUGGUUAUGCUGCUAAUUCUAAUUGUACUGACUGUGAUCUCUCUAGUAUCUGUGAUGCAUACAGUCCAUGUAUGAAUGGAGGACAGUGUAUACAGUAUUCGCCAGCUACCAAUUAUAGUUGUGAUUGUACUGGCUCAUAUACUGGAUACAAUUGCUCAGAUUGCAGUUUAACCUGCUCUGAUGGUUAUACUGUUAGUUCUGAUUGUACCAACUGCAAUUUCACUAGUAUCUGUGAUAGAGACACUCCAUGUAUAAAUGGAGGGCAGUGUAUACAGUAUUCGCCAGCUACCAAUUAUACUUGUGAUUGUACUGGUUCAUAUACUGGAUACAAUUGCUCAGAUUGCAGUUUAACCUGUUCUGAUGGUUAUACUGUUAAUUCUGACUGUACCAACUGCGAUUUUACUAGUAUCUGUGAUAGAGACACUCCAUGUAUAAAUGGAGGACAGUGCAUGCAGUAUUUGCCAGCUACCAACUACAGUUGUCACUGUGCUGGUUCAUAUACUGGAACUAAUUGCUCUAUUUGCUCACCUCAAUGCCCCCAGGGGUAUGUUCCCAACAGCGACUGCACUGGUUGUGUAUUGAGUAAUAUUUGUAUUGCUAACAAUCCUUGCAAGAAUGGAGGUAGCUGUACCAGCUUUAACAACGGAGGAUAUAUGUGUAACUGCGCUGGUAACUAUGAAGGAAACAACUGUUCUGUUUGUUCACUGAGCUGUCAGAAUUCAGGCAAUGCAACAACAGAUUGUACGGGUUGCAUGUGUCCAGCAUGGUACACUGGUAAUAGUUGUCAAACAGUCAUUGAUCCAUGCAUGUCAUUGGAACCUUGUGGCUUAUAUGGUACUUGCAGUAGCAACAGAACUGAGUACAUGUGCCAGUGUCACGAAGGAUGGUCUGGUCCACAUUGUCAGGACUGUACCAUUGAGAACUGUGAUCGUUGUAGUGGUAUACCACCAAUCUGUGAGUCAUGUAUGGAGGGAUAUGUUAUAGAUGAAACUGGGUGUGAAUUAAAAGACCUCUGUCACACAACUCCAUGUGCUAAUAAUGGAACGUGCAUUGGCCAACCUGGUUCAUUCACCUGUCAGUGCAGUAACCAUUGGUCUAGUGCAUCAAACUGUACUAUCUGUUCUGAUGGAUAUGGACUAAGAAAUGACCAGUGUGUUGAGUGUAGUAAGAACUGUCUUGUGUGUGCUGAGAGCUUUGCUGAAUGCGUCAGAUGUGAGGAUGAAUAUGAAGUGUCGUCUUCUGGCGAAUGCAUUUCAUCAGAUCUACCUAAUAACAUACUGAUAUGGAUCAUCAUUGGUAGUGUUAUUGGUGGACUUGUGAUAUUUGUCUGUGUGGUCAUUAUUGUAAUGGGAAUUGUACGCUGCACUACCUCCUAUAAUCACAAUAAAACUCAUGCAAAAGCAAUUAAGAAAGAUCACUUGGCAAAUCAAAGAAUUAAUGAAAAUCCGCUGUACAUGAGCCAAGAUGAUAUUGAUAAUAUGGAAAAAGAAUAGUGUCUACACUAAAAUAGGACAAUCUUUUACUUUAUACUACUUAAUUACAUUGUGUAUGUAUUUAUAGUUUUGAGUUUUGUCAGUUUUAAUGCACUUUUCCCUACCAAAGAUAAUUGCAAUUUUUAAAUAUUAAAA
This is a messenger RNA of Amphimedon queenslandica, 2277 nucleotides long. RefSeq names its product fibropellin-1-like. Gene Ontology annotation, biological process: establishment or maintenance of epithelial cell apical/basal polarity; heterophilic cell-cell adhesion. The transcript is spliced from 11 exons. Gene Ontology annotation, molecular function: calcium ion binding; Notch binding. NCBI's taxonomy places the organism in Eukaryota, Metazoa, Porifera, Demospongiae, Haplosclerida, Niphatidae. The record is from RefSeq and is a predicted model, not a curated record. Gene Ontology annotation, cellular component: plasma membrane; protein-containing complex. Bases 61 to 2142 code for a protein of 693 amino acids.